AUGUAAUAAAUUUUCUAUAUUAAGUGUUUACCACCAAAGGCGCCUGAAUUAUAUAGAUCUACAAAUUCACCCAUUAGAAUUGGAUAAUUUAAUUCUAAGACUCAAGUUUCAGAUAGAGGAAUGGAUGAUAAAUUAUCUGAGUUUUCACUCUAACUCGUUAAUCAGUAAACAGUUGAAGAUAGAUUGAAAAUGUAAGAUGCAAAUAUAUUAUAAUUCAAAAAUAUUAAAUUCAAUAAACAUAGGAAUAGUGAAUAAGAUUUCAAAACUUAAUAGAAUAGGUUAUCUGUUAGAGAUGAAAACAUCCAAUAAUCUAUUGCUUAUAGUUAACACACUACUAAACAUGUUUAAAGUAUUUCUGAUUUGUAAAGCAAGUAUGAUAAACUAAAAGAGGAAUAUGAUUUAUAACAUAAAUUCUUAUAGGAAAAAGAGAGAGCUUAUAAUGAUCUAUAACUAAAGUAUUAAUAAUUACAAAGAUUACAAUAAUAAUAUUAAUCAAAUAAUUCAGAAUCAGAUUAAUAAACUAUUAAAUAAUUGAGAGAAAAAUUGUUACAGAAUGAAGAAAAAUUAUAGGAAUACUCAGUUGUUCAGUUUCAAAUUUAAUCACUUAAGCAACAAAAAGCAGAAGCUGAAAUGAAGUCAAAUAGAUUAUUAACUGAAAAUUCAUAAUUAAAAAAUGAGCUUACACAAUUAUAAUAAUCAUUAUCAAAUUGUAAAACCUAAGUAACUUAAGUAAAAGAACUUGAAUUAUUAGUGGAAGUUUGUUAAAAUGAUUAAGAUGGAUUUAUCAAAUCUUUAGAAAGUAAAGAUGCAGAAAUUCAAUAUCUGAAGAAUAGAUUACAAACUUCAUAAGAACAACUAAUGAAAUUUAAAUCAGACAAUCUUAAAUUAUUUAAUGAAUUAUAGAAUGUAUAAUAAGAAAUAAAGAAUAUGUAAUCUGCAAUUAUUUAAUCAUAAGAAAUAAUGAAAACAAAUCAACAGCUUACAUUAGAUAUUGAAAAUUUGGAAUUAAGUAAGAAUGUGUUAUAGGAACAAUAGGAAAAUAUUUUAGAUUAAUACAAAAGAUUAAGUAGCAUCAAUGAAACACUUAAAUAAUAAUAUUAAUCAUCACAAAAUGAGAUUAAUUAAUUAAAAAUUUUAUUUGAAAAUGAUAAAUAAAAUUAUGAAUAAUAAAUUCAAGAUCAGAAGUAUUAAAUAGAAUAACAAGAUAACGAUUUAUAGAAUGCAAAAAUGGAGAAUGAAUCAAACACUUAAAAAAUUAGUGAAUUAACGUAAUAUUAUCAAGCACAAUUUGCAGAAUUGUAACAAUCUUUGGAUAAUUGGUUCAGAUAAUAAAUAGAGACAGAAUUGAAGAAAGUUGUGGAUCCAAUUACAGAAGAGAGAGACUAUUAUUAAGAAAAAUUUAAAGAGGCAAUCUAAAAGUGUGAAUCAUUGGAAGAUCAGAAUUAAGAUAUUAUUGCUGAAUAUGAAUAAUUAACUAGCAAACAUUUAGAAUUGAAGAUGUUGUUCGAUUAAAUCAAAACUAUUUCCCAAACUUAAUUGAAGAAUUGA
Molecule: messenger RNA, 1548 nt
Organism: Paramecium pentaurelia
Lineage: Eukaryota; Ciliophora; Oligohymenophorea; Peniculida; Parameciidae
Source: the annotation of a GenBank genome assembly